UAUGGACCCCAGUGCAAGUCCAUUGGAAAAGUCAGCUGCAACAAUGUAAUAGUCACCGGCAGUCCCAUGACAGUUCAACAGCUGGGACCUGUUUCACCUCCUGCUAAUCAGGUUUCAACAGCAUGCAACCAGAUCACCCCUAGCUUAAAGAGGUCUAUGGAUGUUUCCAGCCUGAGCGCUUCUCCAUCAGAUACAAGGUCGCUCUUGUCACGUGAGUCUCUGGCCUCUACAACGUUAAGCUUGUCAGAAAGUCAGUCCACUUUCAGUGUUAAGCAGGAGUGGUCGCAUAGGUACAAGACACUUCCUUCUAUACCUCCUGACCAAGGUUUACAAAAUGGCAGUGAUCUGGGGGACUUACUAAGUUUUUCACCUGGAACAUCUGUGUCCAGUAACUGCAACUCUAACUCAUUACCGUCCUACUUACAUGGCAUGGAAAAUAAGCAUUCCCCUUACUCUAGUCCUCGCCAUUCCUCAGCCUGGUCUCAAUCAGGCCGCUCCAAAAAGAGAGCACUCUCUCUAUCUCCUCUGUCUGAUGGCAUUGGAAUUGACUUCAAUUCAAUCAUCCGUACAUCCCCAACCUCUCUGGUGGCCUACAUCAACAGCUCCAGGACAUCGCCAGCAAACAUCUCCCCUCAGCCUGAGGUCUAUGGACAUUUCUUGGGAGUGAGAGGAAGCUGUAUAGCCCCAAAUUGCUCUAUUCCAGCUGCCCAGAAAGGCCUCCUCAUGGCUAAUGGCAACGUCACCCUCCCAGGGUACAUUGAGAAUGGGGCUGGUGAGUACCAGCGAAUGCAGCAACUGGAGCAAGCCAGCUUGCAGAUGGCUGCCACAAGUAACAUGGUGAUCCAGCAGGGCGUGCUGCCUGUGGACAACCAGGCAGUGGGCGUCCUGAAAAAUGAACGUCUGGAUGACUUCUCAGGCCGUGUGGUCGACGUGCCACCUCCACCCCUGCUGCUGCCGCCUCCUCCACAAGGGCCACCCCCACCAUACCAUGCUCACCAGCACCAGCAUCCACACAGGCUCCCCAGUCACAUUCACCAGCUGCCUGUGCCUCCUUCUGCCCCAGGCUCCCUGCUUGAUGAAGAUGGUGAGCUAGAUGAUUUCAAUGGCAAGCAUGGCUGUCGCUGGGUUGACUGUGGUGCACUGUAUGACCAGCAAGAGGAACUUGUGCGGCACAUAGAGAAGAUCCAUAUAGACCAGAGGAAAGGAGAGGACUUCACUUGCUUCUGGGCAGGGUGCCCACGAAGGUACAAGCCAUUUAAUGCCCGUUAUAAACUGCUGAUUCACAUGAGAGUCCACUCAGGAGAGAAGCCGAACAAAUGCACA
Molecule: messenger RNA, 1323 nt
Organism: Pelecanus crispus (Dalmatian pelican)
Lineage: Eukaryota; Metazoa; Chordata; Aves; Pelecaniformes; Pelecanidae
Source: RefSeq, a predicted model, not a curated record